AGGGCUUUUGUGCCUGCUAAUUGCACCGUUUGGACGCAAAAGUUCCGACUCGAAGUGUGAACUCGGAACAGAAGGAAACAUGAGACAACUGAAGUGCCCUGGUUUAUGUGCCCUGCUCCUCCUCCGCCGCCGCCUCCUCUUCUUUCUCCUUCCUCCCGCCGAGCCCGCUGUUGAAGCUUGUUUGCACUGGGGCUUAUCCGGAGCGGAAAUUCCUUUCCGUUUUUGUGAAUGACAAACUCAUUAACAAUUCAUCAACACAACCUGUUCCAGCCGGCCCGUCCCCACGGCAACAGCCCCUUCCGCAGUGCGCUCAUUGGCUGGCGGGGAGAAUGUAUCCAUUGAGACGCUCGCUGUUUGUAUCCAUUGAGGAGCUGCCUCGCACAGGGGGUGUGCGAGGGCUGAGUCCGAGAGAGUGUGCAAAUCGAGGCUUGAAUAAUCCGUGGAGAAAGACUGCCGGGUGGAUUUGAGGUGCAGCCUCGAAGGGAGGGAUUAGAAGCCGCUCGACUUUUUUUUUCCUUCCCUUUCGGCGCGGAGUCCGUAUUAAUUGGAUUUCAUUCACUGGGGAGGAACAAAACUGUCUGAGCAGCUUCAUUCAGAGAGAUUCAUUGACACCAACAGCGAGCGGCUGCAGCCGGGUGCAGAGGAACACGCCGGCUUCACCUCUUGUCUCAAUCUCCAACCGCUAACCAGCGCUGGAAGGGUGAGGUGGAAUUAAACCCCGCUCGGAGAGCGCUGCUUCUAGCAGUGCGCUCAGCCUAUGCCUGCCCGGAGGGGCGUCUGGUAGGCAGCAAGCCCUCUCCCGCAUUCGACCCCCAUGAUAGAUACGCUCAGACCCGUGCCCUUCGCGUCGGAAAUGGCGAUCAGCAAAACGGUGGCGUGGCUCAACGAGCAGCUGGAGCUGGGCAACGAGCGGCUGUUGCUGAUGGACUGCCGGCCUCAGGAACUGUACGAGUCGUCGCACAUCGAGUCGGCCAUCAACGUGGCCAUACCUGGCAUCAUGUUGCGGCGCCUGCAGAAGGGCAACCUGCCCGUGCGCGCGCUCUUCACGCGCGGCGAGGACCGGGACCGCUUCACCCGGCGCUGCGGCACCGACACGGUGGUGCUCUACGACGAGAGUAGCAGCGAUUGGAACGAAAACACGGGCGGCGAAUCCGUGCUUGGGUUGCUGCUCAAGAAGCUCAAGGACGAGGGCUGCCGGGCGUUUUACCUGGAAGGUGGCUUCAGUAAGUUCCAAGCUGAGUUCGCCCUGCACUGCGAAACCAACCUAGACGGCUCGUGUAGCAGCAGCUCACCACCGUUGCCAGUGCUGGGACUCGGGGGCCUGCGUAUCAGCUCUGACUCCUCUUCGGACAUUGAGUCUGACCUUGACCGAGACCCCAACAGUGCGACCGACUCGGAUGGCAGCCCGCUGUCCAAUAGCCAACCUUCUUUCCCCGUGGAGAUCAUGCCUUUCCUCUACUUGGGCUGUGCCAAGGACUCCACCAACCUGGACGUGUUGGAGGAGUUUGGCAUCAAGUACAUCUUGAACGUCACCCCCAAUUUGCCGAAUCUCUUUGAGAAUGCAGGAGAGUUUAAAUACAAGCAAAUCCCCAUCUCGGAUCACUGGAGCCAAAACCUGUCCCAGUUUUUCCCCGAGGCCAUUUCUUUCAUAGAUGAAGCCCGAGGCAAAAACUGUGGCGUCUUGGUGCAUUGCCUGGCCGGCAUCAGUCGCUCGGUCACUGUGACUGUGGCUUAUCUUAUGCAGAAGCUUAACCUGUCCAUGAAUGAUGCAUAUGACAUUGUCAAGAUGAAGAAAUCCAACAUCUCCCCCAACUUCAACUUCAUGGGCCAGCUGCUGGACUUCGAGAGGACGCUGGGACUCAGCAGCCCCUGUGACAACCGGGUCCCCGCACAGCAGCUCUAUUUCACCACUCCCUCCAACCAGAACGUCUACCAGGUGGACUCCCUGCAAUCCACGUGAAAGGCUGCAGGCCCACCUCACUAGGAUGUGUUCCUGCCUUUAGCAGUUUCUCUUGGCAACAUCAGCUGGGCUGCUUUCUUUGUAUGUGGCCCCUGGUGUCAAAAUGACACCAGCUGUCUGUAUUAGACAAGGUUACCAAGUGUGGAAUUGGCUGUUACAAAGGGAGAGAUUUGCUCCAUUCUCAUGGAAAGAACAGGACAUGCUGUAUAGACACAGACAGCGGGUUUGCUCUGCACCCAGGGUACAGCCUACCCAAGUAGGGACUGGAAUUUGAGGACUUGCAGCCUCUGUAGGGUAGGACCAAGUGGGUAGGGUGGGGUGUGUGUUCCUUUGGGCCUUGUAUGACUGUUUCUUUUGCAUCUGGAACUGACUUAUCUACAUUGUCUUCAGUGAAGACUGAUUCAAUUUUGCAUAUAGAGGAGCCAAAGAGAGGUUUCAGCUCUGUAUUUGUGGUAAUCAGUUUGCAAAAAAAAAAAAAAAUUAAUAAGACACGUGAUACUUCCUUUGAUUAAUGUAAAUAUUUGAUCUUAAAUCACUUGACAGUGUUUGUUUGAAUUGUAUUUGUUUUUCCUUUGAUGGGUUUAAAAGAAAGCAUCCAAAGGGAGAAAGAGCAAUAUGCCACUUCUUAAACUGAAAAAAGAAACAUUUGCUCUUUUCUAAUCCAAAGGAUAUAUUUGUAGCAUGCUCAAUUUUACCAAUUCUGACGUUUUCAUGGGCACUUAUUUGCUGAGACCUUGUUAUGGUGCAGUCUUCAGUCUCUUUCAUCUUUCUUUGUGACUCCCCCCCCCCCUUUAUGUAGUUUAACUAUGCCUUACCUUUGUAAAUAUUUUGGCUUGUAUUGUCUGAAAGGGGAUAUCUUAGACACCAAAAUCAUGGGUUCACUUUUUUUUUUUAACUUCAGCUGUGCUAAACAGUAUAUUACCUCUGUACAAAUUCUUCAGGGAGUGUCACCUCAAAUGCAAUAUUUUGGGUUAGUUUCUUUCCUUUUUAAAAACAAUUUGUAUAAAACUGGAAGCGUGUGUGUGAGCAUGGUGCCCGUUUGCUAGGUGAAGUGCAUCUGAUUGUGAAGAGGGGAGAGUAAAGUUGCUCCAUUACGUCCCUGGUGUAAAGUUUGAGCUGAAAUUUACUGUAAGGAUGUAAAACCUUAAAUUAUUAAUAAAUAACUAUUUUGGCUAU
Messenger RNA from Condylura cristata (star-nosed mole), 3136 nucleotides. It is a transcript of the gene DUSP6, whose product is annotated as dual specificity phosphatase 6. Gene Ontology annotation, biological process: negative regulation of ERK1 and ERK2 cascade; protein dephosphorylation; regulation of heart growth. Bases 815 to 1960 code for a protein of 381 amino acids. The transcript has 3 exons. Gene Ontology annotation, molecular function: protein tyrosine/threonine phosphatase activity; MAP kinase tyrosine/serine/threonine phosphatase activity. The record is from RefSeq and is a predicted model, not a curated record. Gene Ontology annotation, cellular component: cytosol; cytoplasm. NCBI's taxonomy places the organism in Eukaryota, Metazoa, Chordata, Mammalia, Eulipotyphla, Talpidae.